Messenger RNA from Dromiciops gliroides (monito del monte), 4554 nucleotides. It is a transcript of the gene CORO2A, whose product is annotated as coronin 2A. Gene Ontology annotation, biological process: actin filament organization. Gene Ontology annotation, molecular function: actin filament binding. Lineage: Eukaryota; Metazoa; Chordata; Mammalia; Microbiotheria; Microbiotheriidae. The transcript is spliced from 13 exons. The record is from RefSeq and is a predicted model, not a curated record. Bases 492 to 2147 code for a protein of 551 amino acids.
AGGAAGGGAAUCUCUUAUUUUCUCUCCUCCUCUCUCCUUGUUUCUCCACCCACACCCCGUGUCUGCCUGCUUGCUAGUGUACAUUGCAGUGCCUCUGUGUGUGUGCGCGCGCGUGAGAGAGAGAGAGAGAGAGAGAGAGAGAGAGAGAGAGAGAGAGAGAGAGAGAGGUUUGCAUUGACUGUUAGCAGAAUUGUUUUCAGGUGGUUUUUCUGUUGGACCCUCCCAAAUCUCUCCUGCUUCCACCGGCAGGGAAAAGCAAGAAAUAGUUCAGUCAUGAUUUAUGAAUGAAUGUGACUCCCUCUGCCAAGGGAUAUUGUCUCUGGUUUCGAAGAGGGAGAGGCAGGAGAUCGACAAAGGGGUGUGAGGACCAGGACGGAAGAAAGGCUGGAGUGGACUCUUAUGACUUGGUGGAAAAAAUCUAAAAUCAGGACUGAUUGAGGAGAGAGCUGACCCCGGCUUCUACCCACUCCGUAUACCAGGAGUCACUCUGCAUGGUCUUCACAAAGGCCUCUCUCCACUUGACUGCUUUUGAAGCUAAUUCUGUGGUAUUUGUUUUUCCUUCUUGGAUGUCAUGGAAUCCUCAGUAUCGAAGCUCAAAGUUUCGCCAUGUCUUUGGCAAACCCGCCACCAAAGAGAACUGCUAUGACUGUGUGCCCAUCACCAGGAGUGUCCACGACAACCACUUCUGUGCUGUUAACCCCCACUUCAUUGCUGUCGUGACAGAAUGUGCUGGAGGGGGCGCCUUCCUGGUCAUUCCAAUACAUCAGACAGGAAAGCUUGAUCCACAUUACCCAAAGGUCUGUGGCCACAAAGGCAACGUUUUGGACAUCAAGUGGAACCCUUUUGAUGACUUUGUAAUAGCCUCCUGUUCUGAAGAUGCCACGAUUAAGAUAUGGGAUAUUCCAAAACAAUUGCUCUCAAGAAACAUUACUCUCGCAAAGAAGGAGCUGCUUGGGCAUGCGAGGAGGGUUGGACUCCUGGAAUGGCACCCAACUGCUGCUGAUAUUCUCUUUAGCACUGGUUAUGAUUAUAAGUUAAUGAUAUGGAACCUUGACACAAAAGAGCCUGUAAUUCUGAACCCAGUGAAGAUAAUUGACUUUCACCAAGAUGUGAUCCUCUCCAUGUCAUUCAACACAGAUGGCAGCCUGCUUGCAACCACCUGUAAGGACAGAAAGAUAAGGGUUUUUGACCCCCGCUCAGGAACAGUCUUACAGGAAGCAAACUACAAGUCCCACAGAGCCAACAAAGUGCUGUUUCUAGGAAAUAUGAAAAAGCUGCUGUCCACUGGAACAUCCCGAUGGAACAACAGGCAAAUUGUAGUAUGGAAUGAGAAUGACCUUUCUGUGCCUUUACUUGAAGAGGACCUGGAUGGUUCUUCUGGUGUAUUAUUCCCCUUCUAUGAUGCAGACACCAACAUGCUCUAUGUGGUGGGCAAGGGUGAUGGGAAUAUUCGAUACUAUGAAAUUAGUGCAGACAAACCACAUUUGAACUAUCUUACAGAAUAUCGUUCCUAUCUUCCUCAAAAGGGAAUCGGAAUCAUGCCAAAGAGGGGUCUGGAUGUAUCUUCCUGUGAGAUAUUCAGAUUCUACAAACUGAUAACCACCAAAGGUCUCAUCGAGCCUGUAUCAAUGAUUGUCCCUCGACGGUCAGAAUCAUACCAAGAAGAUAUCUACCCCUUGACAGCCGGAGUCCAGCCAGCUCUGACAGCACAAGAAUGGCUGAAUGGAAUGAAUAAAGGGCCAUUGCUGGUAUCUCUGAGACCAGGGUCGGAACUUAUAAACUCUCAACAACAGUUUCCUGAAAGGACAGUAUCCAAUUCUACACCUCUGGAAUCAAAUAGGUAUCUGGACAGGAUAGAAAGGAAAACAACAUUUGAGGAUGCCAAGAACCCAUACAGGUUCCAAGAUGAGAGAGGACCAAGAAAAGGAAUAGAUCAAGCACAAGAGGACAGGAAACCUUGGCUUUCAAAUGGUUUUGAUCUAUUUGAAUGUCCUCCACCAAAAACGGAAAAUGAGCUGCUGCAAAUGUUCUAUCGACAACAAGAAGAAAUUCGGAGACUAAGGGAGCUAGUAAACCAGAGAGAAGUCCAAGUCAAACAGUUGGAACUGGAGAUCAAAAAUAUACACAUGAGCUCAGGCACAUACUGAGGAGAGAAAGAAUCUGUUUUCCUGACCCUCGGAACCCAGAGCAACUCCCAGACAAAUAUCAAAACCAAACUCCAAAUCUCAUAAGAAUAACUACUGUUUUUAUAUUUUUGUGGGAAAACAAAAAUUUAAUUCAUUGAAAAAUGCCAGUGGUCAAUAGUGCCCAAUUUUCUACUUGCCUUCUUUUCAUAGAGGUUUUUGGAUCAAAUCAUUUAAAAUAAUACUUUGGCCUUUGGUUCAUUAUCUCUCUCUCUCUCUUUUUAAAAAUAGUCCAUAGAAGCAAAAACAAAAAGUGCUAUAGCACCUGAAGAAAAAGUCUAGUAGUAACCAAAAUCAGAGAGAGAGAGAGAGAGAGAGAGAGAGAGAGAGAGAGAGAGAGAGAGAGAGAGAGAGAGAGAGAGAGAGAGAGAGAGAGAGAGAGCAGUUCUCAGCAUGUAGCUAUACGCAAAUAAGAGAAGGAUCACCUGAAGGGGAUCUCCUCCUGCAGGGAUUCCUUCCACUGCUACAGGCCACAGCCCUUAGUAGAAAAUUCCUAGGGAGUUGUCUGAGGAGCAUAUGGUUAAAUGACUUGCCCAGAGUCAUCACAUAACUAGUAAGUAUCAGGGAUGGGACUUGACUGCAGGUCUUAUUGACUCCAACCCCAACGCUCAAUCCAUUUUUACCAUACUGCCCCUAUAUAGUGAACAGAUAGAUUUAAAUAAAUUUCUUUUUCCCCCUAAAAAUACUAGAUUUUGUCAAAUGUCCUCAAAUUAAACUGAAUAGCUGGUCCUUGACUUAAAGUCAAUUAUAGAGAUUUUUUCAUAGAAAUUGAAGAGAUUAAUUGCCAGUAGAUAUACAGUUCAGGUUCUAGUUCUGGUCCCAGAAUGCAGAUAAUCAAAUCCAAACUGUUCUUUCUUUUAAAAAAAUAUGAAAAACUCUAAGUCUCCUUGGUACAAUACCCCAGCAAAAAACUAAGAAUUAUUGGAAGUAAAAGUUACUUUUAACCAAUGGGUCAAAAAUGACUUUUUACUACUCACUAUUAUUGCAGGGCUACUAUUAGUGUUUGGUAACCUGGGUUUAUGGAUAAUGAUGGAGAACCUAUAUAGUUCACCUUCACAGAUGUUCUGUAAGCCAUCACAAAAAUAAGAUAUAACUGGAAAGAUCCAAAUGAGUUGUGAGCAUCAAGAUUGCCAUAAAGCAUUGCUGCUCAUGUCUUUCCCACUGCUCCACUCUGGGCAACCAAGGGCAUAUAGUAGGUAUAUAAUGUCCUAUCUGGUUGUAAUUUAAAUUGGCAUGUCCCCACAUCCUGAGAAGCUGGGGCUCACCAUUUCUGUGUUUUCACUAGGCCACAACUCCCUAGGCAUGCUUUUCUCACCUGAGCAACACUGUCCUGUAAAUACUUUAAGAUGUUGGAACUUAUUUUUAUACAAGCAUUGUCUGCAAAACAUGCCUUACUGCACUGAGGAAAAGGACGAAUCAUAAUCGAUUACUGGGAGAGCAGAAAUCCAUGUUAUACUAUGUUUUAAACAUGUCAACUACAAUCUUCUCAAGCAAAAUUCAUGUGUUGGUGACCAAAAUUUCAUGUUUAAAAAUAGUAUGUGGCUUUUCUGAGGUAGACAGAAAGCUUUUUUUCAUUUUCUUUUUUUAUGUCUAGAAUAAAUUAUUUAAAUUAUUUGACAGGUAGGGAAAGGGAUAGGUAAUUUUUACCCAAUAUUUUUUUAACCAGUCUUUUUUUAAUUGUAUUUUUCUUUAUGUAUGUGACCUGAUAAGGCUAAAAUUAGUCAUAUCCACAGUGCUGAGCCAAUUAGUAAGAGUGCUCGCUGAUCUAUGUACUUGAAACAAUAAUAGUUACUUUGAUUGUUUACUCAUUUACUAUCCCAUGAACAACUAUUGAAUAAGCAUCUGAGUAUAAUCUUUGGAAUAAUACCUCUGUAUAAAUGUUGAGUUCUAAACACUUUUCCUCCCCUUGCCCUCCAAGCAUAUUUUGAAUUUGUUUUUUAAAAAAUGUGUUAUACAGGAGAUCAAAUGACAAAAAAUUGGUUUAUGCUUUAUUAAACUGUGCCUAAAACUAUUUAAAUGAUCAUUUUAUCAUCAUUUCUUAAAUUCCUUGUAUCUUUGUAAAAAAAUAGAUGUUGUGGAAUUGUGCAAUGAAAAACAAAUGUAACAAAAUAAUAAAUAACUGCCUAGACUUUUACUUUUUAAUACAUAGUUUUUUUUAAAAUAAAUAUUAUGUAUUUGAUUUGCAUAGAGCAAAAAUCAAGAAGAUUAAAGGAGUGGGAUCUGCUGUGAGUUUGGCCAGUCUUUAGUUUAUGGAGAUAGUAUGACAUUCUCCUACUAGGCAGAGACUGUACACCCAUGUAAAUGCAUGUGGAUCACCCCCCCAAAAAAAUUUUGGCCUGCUCAUGGAACCUGCCCUUGUGUAUUAUAUGUA